Somion occarium is the source of this 2418-nucleotide messenger RNA. The record is from the annotation of a GenBank genome assembly. Lineage: Eukaryota; Fungi; Basidiomycota; Agaricomycetes; Polyporales; Cerrenaceae.
AGUGGCACGCCCAUGUGACAGACUGCCGGAGUCUGCGCAUGCCCCUCUGAGUCUCUGCGUUCUUGCCAUUAAGACGCGACGGAUAACUCCCUUCCAGCAUCCUUGAAGCAUUGCGAACAGAGAACUAUAGCACUUUAUUUCUGUAACACCUGUUAUAUUACACACCAGGUAUCUGUCGUGAUGCUCAAAAGAUCGCGAGAGGUCUAUGAAACCCCCGCCCUCCCCUCUCCACAAGGGUCUCCUGCAAAGAGACCUCACAUUCAGCCAGUCGGGUCAUCCCCACUUGUCGGUCGCGGCUACUCAAAGUUCUACGGCACUCCCUGCUCUCGAAGCACUCCACGCACGCCUCACACUGUGCCCCUAGACUCACCAAGUAAUCCAUUCGGCGUGAAGCGUUCGUUGGUUGCGUUGGAACUACCUUCAGCUAUUCCUUUGAGGAAACACUUUGUGCUUCGGUUCCAAUUGGUCUGCGAGCAAGGGGGACCAUCGUAUAGGAGACAAAGAGGAGGCGUCUACAGAGUCGUACAAGUACCGCGAAAUUAUACCUUUCGUCACCUCCACAAACUGAUCCUAUUCCUCUUUGCGUCGGACGCUGACGACGACUUGCCUCCUCCGAGUAAGGACUACCGCGCCAGCAGCAAAGGAAAGGAGAAAGCAACGUCAAGCACGCAGUCAACAUGGCACGGGCACGUCUUCGAAGUGCAGAAACGCGUCAAAUUACACCGCUACCAUACCCAGGCUGGAGUGAUACAAGCAGGCGGACAGACUUUUGCCAAGUUAUCCAGUGUACGAGAGCGCCGACUGUUUCGUGAUCUCUAUGACCCUUCACCUCCCGAUGGCUUUUCCGUAAAUCUUGACGACUCUGAAGCGGAGGAUGAUCCCGAAGGGUGGACAUGGGUGUGCGAGGAUGACUUCACACUGUCCCAGGCCUGGCCGAAAAGUCUCGCCACGGACAGGGGUAUCAUCUAUCGCCACAGUCGUAACAUAUCUGUUCAUAUCACCCCAAACACGCUCGAAGUUGACCCGCCACGGAAAUCUAGCAGUAGUAGCCCAUAUGUUCAUCUCGCCCAAGGUUCAGCAGGGAAUGCCAUCAAACUUGCCCACAUGACUCUCGAUGAGAACGGCGAUGAACAAGUUCCAGGCGACUCAGAUGUCAUUUCUUUAGAGCCCAGCGCCAAAGUGAACAUCGCGCGAUGGAAUUUCCACAGAGCGUUCGCUGCUUUUCUACGGAGAGAAGGCGACCGCGAACGUGGAAUUCUACGUCGAUACCUGCCAGAGGAGCUCCUGAAUGAUUCCACGGUUGUCUUGCCAUCCUCAUCUCCAACGUUGCGUCCCAGCUCCGAAGCAGAGGAUUCAGAGCCCGAUACAGAAUUUACUCUGUCAUCCUCAUAUUUUUACACGGACCCAUUACCGUUUCCCAUGGUAACGCCAUAUCCUACCCACCCACUUCACCGAAAACGCGUCGAGCGUGUGGAACGCAGGAUGGAACGCUUGACCAAGAGCGGUAUGUCUGUUCUUAGUUCAGAUGACGAAGAGAGCAAGAAACGGAAGAAGAGCAAGAAACGAAAAAGGCCGUCGGAAGAAGUUUUGGAGUGGUCAGACGAUGGCGUUGAUGGGAAUGACGCUGAGGCGGAUGAGAACGAUGCUGAAGUAGAUGAGAACAACGCUGAGAAUGAUGAAGAGCAUGGUGCAGACUGGGAUCCCUUUGGUGAUGAGGUCGAGGUGUGAGAAUUGCUGGGUCUACAAUACUGCAAGGCUUGUCUAUAAUCAUUUUUACUCACUGUCGAGCGCAAUAACUAGACAUCCUCCCCAGGUUCCGUCUGUUUCUCUACGGACGCGAUCACAUGAAAUGCACGUGCAGUCGUAAAUGAGCGUCUGCAUGUGCCGGAAUCGGUAGUGCAUCGUGCGAGUAUACAGCUCAGGAACUCAUUUCCCAUUAUAUCUUACGGAUCCUCAACGGGCACCCUUCAGGCCGUUCACACACCUAAUAUGCGGUGAGACUAUUCUUGGUUUCAUGCCAAGCCGAAGGAUGCAUACAGGAAUACUCACACCCGCCGUCAAUUCUUUCUCAAACCCAACGAUUUUUCAUUACCAGGUCCGUGGUAGGCUGGUCGGUUGGCGAUGACUCUCACGUUUCUACCUGGAUCACAUUCGUUCUCGACCAUCUCUCUCACAGAUAUCUGCCUCCUCUACUGCUCUAAUCCGACCUUGAUAUCGAUUCGAUCGUCGAGACAUCUCUUUUCAAGACCCGACUCACUUGCACGUAUAUCGCACAGUAACUCGCUAGUGAUGGCCAUUAAGCUGUCCUUUCAACUAGAACCAGGGUCUUUGAAUCCUGACGAACGUGUACUUCGAACAUCACCUUGUUUUGCUACUAAUCUUCCUCGCAUUAAUUUGACAGUAUCCGUGAUCGAAGCC